UCCUUAAGGUCCCCCAUAUUAUCAUCUCUUUCUUCUUCAACCCCACACUUCUUUAUUCCCAUGUCCCAAUGCUUCCUUUUAGCUUAAUCUCUCCAUUAACUCAUCCAAAUUUCUACUAAUUCAACCUCAAAAAUCUCCAUUUUUAAGCUAAUGGAGGUACUAAUCAAACUUAAUCAACCCCCUUAAUGAUAAUUAUCCAAAACCCUAGAUCUGUCCCCCUAUUAGGUAACUCCAACAACUUUUGCUCUCUAUAUCUCACACACUGAAAGUCUGAAACACCUUUAUAUUAACUCCAGUUGUGAUAAUAAUUUCUGGGUACAGCUUUUUUUGGUGAAUUGUGAAGUGGGUAUUUGGGGAUUUUUGUUCUUUUUUAGGUGGGAGAUGAGUAUGGCGGCGGAGAAUGGGUACAGACCGCCAUUCACGGCGGUGCAGUGGCAGGAAUUGGAGCAUCAAGCAAUGAUAUAUAAGUAUUUGGUGGCGGGUAUUCCUGUGCCGGCGGACCUUGUUGUACCUAUACGACGUAGCUUUGAAUCCAUUUCAGCGAGGUUCUUUCAUCAUCCUAGCUUGGGUUAUUGCUCCUAUUAUGGGAAGAAGUUUGAUCCUGAGCCAGGAAGGUGUAGAAGGACAGAUGGAAAGAAGUGGAGGUGCGCCAAAGAUGCAUAUCCUGACUCAAAGUAUUGCGAGCGGCACAUGCAUCGAGGCCGCAACCGUUCAAGAAAGCAUGUGGAAUCUCAAUCGACUGCCCAGUCCUUGUUGACUAGUAUGUCACAUAAUACUACUGGGAGCAGCAAAACAAGUGGAAACUUCCAACGUAGCAGUAGUGGCAAUUUCCAGCGUAGCAGCAGUGAAGGCUUCCAGAACACGCCACUAUAUUCUGCUGCUAAUACUGAAGGACCAAGUUAUGGAAGUGCCACAACAAAGAUGCAGAUGGAGCCUGCCACCUAUGCAGUAGAUAGCAAGGGGUAUGGGUAUUUCCAUGGAAUGACUGCUGAUGCUGAUGAGCAGAAUUUCUCUCUCGAAGCUUCGGCAGGCACGAGAAGUUUAGGGAUGGGAUCUAACACAGACAGCAUGUGGUGUCUGAUGCCUCCACAACUUCCCUCAAGCCCCAUGGUGAAACCAAAAAAUGAUUCACAGUUGCUAGAUAGCUCGCGACAAAUCCGAAUGCCUAAUCCAUUCGAGCCUAUGAAUGAUACAACUAUUUCGGGACAACACCAACAUUGCUUUUUCAGCAGUGACAUAGGCUCUCCCGGGACAGUAAAGCAGGAGCAACGUUCAAUGCGCCCUUUCUUUGACGAAUGGCCUACAACUAAGGAAUCAUGGUCCAAUCUUGAUGAUGAGGGAUCCAACAAAAACAAUUUCUCCACUACUCAGCUGUCCAUAUCCAUUCCUAUGGCUCCUUCUGACUUCUCUUCAAGGAGUUCUUGUUCCCCAAACGAUGCUUGAGGAAUGCUACCAUUGCAAUAAACAGUUUCCGGUGCUGUGCUGAGAACAGAUAUGCUAGUCAAAUUCUCAUCAGUACGAGUCAAGGGAAUGAACCCCCGCCCCGGAUGUCAAAGUUACCUCUUCAGUUGCUGGAGAACAUCCUGGUACCUAUGCAUGUCUUAUGGUGUUUAGAUGGUUUACAAGACAAUUGCAGCCAGUUUUCGCCGUAUAACGAAAAUAAAUGUACUUUGCCUGUCUUCACUUUCUGGAUUCCAGUUUAAAGAUUGCAAAUCAUGUAAUCUAGUUUCAAAUAAGCUGAUGAUAUUUUAGUCACCAAGUUCUUAUUCUGUGUAUCCUUUAUUUGGAAUUUCUCAUCUUUAGAUGAUGUUUGUUUGCCA
This is a messenger RNA of Solanum stenotomum, 1820 nucleotides long. RefSeq names its product growth-regulating factor 4-like. NCBI's taxonomy places the organism in Eukaryota, Viridiplantae, Streptophyta, Magnoliopsida, Solanales, Solanaceae. Gene Ontology annotation, molecular function: ATP binding. Gene Ontology annotation, cellular component: nucleus. The record is from RefSeq and is a predicted model, not a curated record. Gene Ontology annotation, biological process: developmental process; regulation of DNA-templated transcription; DNA-templated transcription. The transcript has 4 exons. The coding region runs from base 382 to 1443 and encodes 353 amino acids.